This is a messenger RNA of Ogataea philodendri, 2703 nucleotides long. RefSeq lists its product as uncharacterized. Lineage: Eukaryota; Fungi; Ascomycota; Pichiomycetes; Pichiales; Pichiaceae. The coding region runs from base 1 to 2703 and encodes 900 amino acids. The record is from RefSeq and is a predicted model, not a curated record. The transcript is spliced from 3 exons.
AUGGUUAAAGCAAGUUUGGCCAGAGAAUGGUCCAUCUGGGACCAAUUGAUGGUUCGUAAGCAAAUGAACCAAGAGUCUCGGGACGAAGAGUCCACGCUUCCUCUUUCUGAGAAACAAGAGCUACAGCAAGAGCCUCAAUACUAUCAUUCUGAGAAACGUCAAAAGACAAGCAAAUGGAAAGGUGCUUUGUACGGAGUUGGUCUUUACCUUUUGGUCAACACCCUCUUUUCUUGCUACAGCGGUAACCUGCCAUGGAAAUCCUCGUCUGUUGCUCCGUACGAGCUGUCUGAGCCAGCACCAGAGCCAGCACCCGUUACCGAGGUCUACGAGGUUGGCUUCCCAAUUUACGGAUUCGGAGUGCCGGUUUUCGAGCAGCACAUUUUGAACCAUACUUUUGGCAACAGUUGGGGCCACCCUUUCGAGGCAUCCUACAUCAAGCCUAACUUCACCUUCAAUAGAGUCGUUGUCUCCUUGGAUACCUGGGUUGACGGAGUUCAAUACGACCGCCUUGCCCAUUUGUAUGUUGACGGCAUUGAGGUUUGGAGAACAAGCACCAUCGAGCCGCACGGAAACCUGUCCCAUUCUCACACAGAGAAAGAUGUGUCCUGGUACUCCAACCUGUUCAAGGGUGAUGCAACCAUCCUUUUCCAGCUGGACAAUAUCGUGACUCCAAGACUCACUGGUGAAUUCAACGUCAGCUUGAGCAUCAAGUAUUACGACUACAAACCAGCUGGUCCAAAGGCUCCUAUUCCAGACCAGGUGUAUCCUUUGGUGAAGGCCCCUGCCGAUAGACCGCCUUUGCUCUAUUUACCCGACUCCGACUUUGAUACCGUUGUUCCUCAAUUGAGUGCCAACACCACUCGUGUUGCGCUGCAAUUAUACGUUUCGGGUAAUGCUGAGGAGGAGUUCUGGUACUCCAACGUUUUGGAGGAGCACAAGACUCUGUUUGGAAAGUCCUAUCCGGGCCACGGUCCUUGCCGUACCAUCAACGUUUUCGCAGAUGGUAUCCGUAUUUUGAGUGUCAACCCAUUCGUGGUUGUCUACACCGGCGGCAUCUCGCCAUCUCUGUGGAACCCAAUUGUCUCGACUGGUGCUUUUGAUGUCAAGGCUUUGGAGCUGGAUGUCACUCCAUUGCUGCCACUUUUCUGGGACAAAUCGACCCAACUUUCUAUCGAAGUCUCGAACUGUGUGGACGACGACUUGAAGAUUGGCCAAGUGCCAAAUGGUGUUGGAUCCAACUGGAUCGCUUCCGGUAACGUUGUCACCUGGGAAGACCCUCUGGUGGUGGAUUCCACGGGAGAGAUUCUUUCGUUUGAAAAUAAAACGUCUGUCUCGGCAAUUGCGAUUGCUCCACCUUUCAGCGGAUUCUACACCCAGAUCGUGAACGCAAAAUACUCAAACAAGAUCAACUCUACUCUUAACUAUACCUUGUCCAAUGGAACUGUUGAUUCUCACGUUGUUGAGCUCUAUAACAAGGCCAAGCACAGCAACAUUCUGCUGUUCACCAAAGCUGGCCAGACCGAGUCCUUGGUGGCUGUUCCAUCCUUCUCUCUGUCCACUGCUAAGAUUGAUCCUGUCACCAACAAGACACUCAGAAGCGUGAAUUCGACUUUCGCACAGCCAUUGAUCUCCAAGAUCGGAACCACCGCGGGAAUUGCAGGCGACAUUGAUCUCGAAGUCAACAUCACCAAGAGUUUCAGCCACAAGACCAAGAUCGACGGGUUGACUGUGCUCAAGGGAACCAGCCACGAAAACGGAACCUCCAACUUCACCAUCUCUCCAACAGGUAACCACGGAGAAGCCGUGGUGGAGCACCAAUUGAACCUGACCAUGUCUGCUCCAUUACCAAGCUUUGAGUACGCAAGACACGCUCUUGCCGACCACGGCGUGGUGGUGUACGACACUGGUCUUCCAGAUGCCAUGUCUCUUGAGGACUUGAUCUCUUUUUACGAGGAAGAGGCCGCCAACCUGCGCGAAUACGCUUCUGAGGACCUGGCCAUGGAACAAAUGGACACUUUGGAUCACUCGCUUGAUUUAGACUUCAGACUUUUGGUAUUUGAGAUCGAGGUGGCAGAGGUCUCAUUGAUAGCCGAGUUGGCCCACAUCGUUGUGAUUGGCAGAGAGACUCCAAUGAGAGCGGUCACAAUGGCCAUCAGAGACUGGUUGGAGCUCUGGGUACUGCUCAUGGACUUGAACGACGCCACAAUGAUCACAGAUGGAAUGAUCAUGGUCUGGAACGACAUGAUGAAAAGUAUGUGGAAGAUACUGAACUGUUUCAGUCCCAAGAACUUUCUGGUGCGGAUAGCGAUGAAAAGUUUGGAUGCCAAGAUGGUGGACACGACGAACGAUGAGCAGGCACUUGUCGUUGAUCUCGUAGCCGGAAAAGUGGUAUGUCAACGACCAGUAAGUCUUGAACAAUGUGCAGAUGUACAUUAUGGAGUGGACGAACAACGUUCCAAUGUACAACUGGUUGAUCACAAACAGCACGGUUUUCUUGUUCUUGGUCACGAUGUAUAUGAUUGGGAAGAGAACCGUAGCAAAGCCCAAUCUCAGACCAAAGAUAACAGCGUAUUGCAUCACGGUCUUUGCUCUGGUGUCGAGAUCAUGGAAAGUGACUUGAGUGAAGCCAUAAGGAGAAGUGUAGUUCAACACAACGUUGUACGGAUUAAUAUCGUCAGAAGUGAAGUCGGACAUCGCAAUUAG